UUCCAUUCAUUACAGCUUAAGAAAUCAGUUGUUUUGCAGCUUGCAAAUGCUGAAAUGAUGUUAGAGGAAAAAUGCUUCCUUGCAACCUUAAUGAUUUUUGAACAAAAGCUUAAUUUUAGAAAUUGGAACCAGCUAAGAGAAGCUGAACUGAGAUUUUUUUGCUGUAAAAUAAUUUCUUAGUGCAUUUCAUCAAAUGAAUCCCUAUGACUCGCAUGUGUUAGGUAAUCCUGAAAGAGGAGUAAGUGAAACAGACUAUGAGGAGGCACUUAACUGGUAUGGAAUGAGAUUUGACAUCUUUUGUAAGAUAUUUUCAAGGAUAAAUCUGAGUUUUUCAGACACAGAUAGUCAAAAUAGGUUAAGAAUCUCUCACGAAACUUCCAGCCUAUGUAUUUUAGCUUGCUCUCUCUUUUUCUUCACGUUAUUUCUACCUCUGAAUGAAUUCAAAGGGGAACCUGGCUCACAAUCUACUGUUUUGACAAUUGAAUAAGAGUGCUUCUCAUUUGAGAUGAUCUUUAGCUGGGACUGAAAAUAAGCCUCGUAAAUGUUUGGAAAAAUACCUGCUAUGCUGAAACAAUGGAUUGUUUAUGCAUUGUGACGACCAAGAAAUACCGCUAUCAGGAUGAAGACACACCUCCGCAGGAGCACAGCUCACCACACAUUGCCAACGAGGUGACGGGUCCAGAGCUGGUUCAUGUAUCGGAGAAGAAUCUGUCCCAGAUUGAGAAUGUACAUGGAUUUGUUUCUCAUUCUCAUAUUUCACCAGUAAAGCCCACAGAAGCUGUUCCUUCCUCUUCUCCCAUUGUCCCUGUGAUCCCUGUCCCACCAGUCCCUGCUGAGACCACUGUCAUCCCAUCCACCAUACCACAGGCCAACCCACCUCCAGUUCUGGUGAAUACGGAUUCUUUGGACACUCCAACAUACGUCAAUGGCACAGAUGCAGAUUACGAGUAUGAAGAAAUUACUCUUGAAAGGGGCAAUUCAGGACUUGGCUUCAGCAUUGCAGGUGGCACAGACAACCCACAUAUUGGGGAUGAUUCAAGUAUUUUCAUUACAAAAAUUAUAGCCGGAGGUGCAGCUGCACAGGAUGGAAGAUUACGGGUUAAUGAUUGUAUUCUACGAGUAAAUGAGGUUGAUGUUCGUGACGUGACACACAGCAAAGCAGUUGAAGCAUUAAAAGAAGCGGGAUCAAUUGUACGAUUGUAUGUCAAAAGAAGAAAACCAGUGACAGAAAAAAUAGUGGAAAUAAAACUUGUGAAAGGCCCCAAAGCAGGUCUUGGUUUCAGUAUUGCUGGUGGUGUAGGAAAUCAGCAUAUACCUGGAGACAACAGCAUCUAUGUAACCAAAAUCAUUGAAGGAGGGGCAGCCCACAAAGAUGGAAAACUUCAAAUUGGUGACAAACUUUUAGCUGUGAAUAGUGUUUGCUUAGAAGAAGUUACUCAUGAAGAAGCAGUGACUGCCUUAAAAAACACUUCUGACUUUGUUUAUCUGAAAGUUGCAAAACCCACCAGCAUGUUUAUUAAUGAUAGUUACGCCCCUCCUGACAUCACAAACUCUUAUUCUCAACCAGUGGACAACCAUAUCACUCCAUCUGCCUACUUAGGACAGUCCCUUCCCCCAGCAUCUCCAGGGCGAUAUUCACCAAUUCCAAAGGGAAUGCUUGGAGAUGAUGAGAUUACCAGGGAGCCUAGAAAGGUUGUCCUGCAUCGAGGCUCAACGGGUCUUGGCUUCAACAUUGUGGGAGGAGAAGAUGGGGAAGGCAUUUUCGUGUCUUUCAUCCUUGCAGGAGGACCAGCUGACCUCAGUGGAGAACUUAGGAAAGGCGAUCGUAUAAUUUCUGUAAAUGGAGUCGAUCUGAAGGCAGCAACCCAUGAACAAGCAGCAACAGCUUUGAAGAACGCAGGCCAAGCAGUAACUAUUGUGGCUCAGUACCGUCCAGAAGAAUACAGUCGUUUUGAAGCUAAAAUACAUGAUUUACGGGAGCAGAUGAUGAACAGUAGCAUUAGUUCAGGAUCAGGAUCUUUGCGAACCAGCCAGAAGAGAUCCCUAUAUGUCAGAGCUCUUUUUGACUAUGACAAAAGCAAAGACAGUGGCCUCCCAAGCCAAGGACUGAACUUCAAAUUUGGUGACAUCCUUCAUGUCAUCAAUGCCUCGGACGAUGAAUGGUGGCAAGCACGGCAGGUAACUCCAGAUGGAGAGAGUGAUGAAAUGGGAGUUAUCCCAAGCAAACGCAGAGUUGAGAAAAAAGAACGAGCUCGUUUAAAGACAGUGAAAUUUAAUUCCAAGACAAGAGGAGAGAAGGGGCAGUCAUUCAAUGACAAGCGUAAAAAGAACCUCUUUUCCCGAAAAUUUCCAUUCUACAAGAGCAAGGAGCAGAGUGAGCAGGAAACCAGUGAUAUUGACCAGCAUGUAACCUCUAAUGCCAGCGAUAGUGAAAGUAGUUACCUUAUCUUGAUUACAGAUGAGUACGGUUGUUCAAAAGGUGGCCAAGAGGAAUACGUCCUGUCUUACGAACAAGUCAAUCAACAAGAAGUGAACUAUACUCGACCUGUGAUUGUUUUGGGACCCAUGAAAGACAGAAUUAACGACGAUCUGAUUUCGGAAUUUCCAGACAAAUUUGGCUCAUGUGUUCCACAUACUACUAGACCAAAACGGGAUUAUGAGGUGGAUGGACGUGAUUACCAUUUUGUCACUUCUCGAGAGCAAAUGGAGAAGGAUAUUCAGGAGCACAAAUUCAUUGAAGCUGGCCAGUACAAUAAUCAUCUUUAUGGAACAAGUGUGCAAUCGGUGCGAGAAGUAGCAGAAAAGGGUAAACAUUGUAUUCUUGAUGUUUCUGGUAAUGCGAUCAAAAGGUUGCAGAUUGCCCAGCUGUACCCAAUCUCCAUUUUUAUUAAACCCAAAACAGUGGAAAAUAUCAUGGAAAUGAAUAAACGCUUAACAGAAGAACAAGCCAGGAAGACAUUUGAGAGAGCAAUGAAACUGGAGCAAGAGUUUACUGAACACUUCACAGCUAUUAUCCAAGGAGACACACUGGAAGAAAUCUACAACCAAGUGAAACAGAUCAUAGAGGAACAAUCUGGGCCUUACAUCUGGGUUCCAGCAAAGGAAAAAUUAUGAAAACGAAUUUUUGCUUUUCAUUUUCUAUCUGACAUCACCAACUACAUCUGACAACUCUUAAGCCCUUCCAGUGGAGCCUGCCUCUAGUUCCUCCCAGCGUGGUUCAUACCCUAACCAUCACAUUCUGCAGUUCCCAUAACGCUUUAAAUUUGAUGUCUCUCUUAGUUUAAACAAUUUGUAUUAUCGUGUGUUGUUGGUUUGCCAUUUUUCAAACAUGACAGUGGAAUGGCCUGACCAGCUAUUAUUUUGGGGUGGGGGUGGGAGGGGCUUGCUUGGUACAAUUCCUUAAUGUUUAAGGGAAAGUAACUUUCAAAGAUUUUUCAAAAAAAAAAAAAAAAAGCUUUAUAGACAUUCUUUUAAAGUUUCAUAACAAUUGAAAGAAAAGUUGUAUUCCAGGAAGUUGUAAAUCAUGAGUAACUUUGCACGCUUAACUUUAAUAGCAUGGUUUGGUCAGGGCAAUCGAUUUCAGGUUUUAUUUCCUGAAUUCAAUUCUAUUCUCACAGAUGUUUGAUGGUUUUUUUGUUUCUUUCCAGGCAGUUAAAGAGAAACUUUUGAAUUUUGAGUUAACAUUUUCAUUAACUCCCAUCAAUCCUUCUCAAGGGAUAUUCAUUUUCAUCAUUUCAUAUGGAUAUUCUUAUAAUCUAUUUUUUCAUUAUUAUUUUUUUUUUUUUUGCCAAUAAAAUUGCUAGGGAUAAAGAUGUGUAAUGUUUUUAAUCUUCCUCGUGCAGCACUAUUUAUAGUGUCUUAAAGAAACUGUUUAUAGAUAAUGGUCAUCACACUUUUUGAGCCUAAAACACGUCUAGGUGCUAGGAAACCUUGUAUUUUCAGAGGAAUGCCAAAUUUCCAUUGGCACUAAUACAGAAAACAGCUGCAGAGAUGGUUGUUGGGGCAAUGAGAGAGCGAUUCGUAGCCUAAAAAUGUGUGUUCUUAGGGGUCAGAUUUUAAUGAAUAUUUUACCCACAAUAACUGCCUAUUUUGUUAUAAUAAAUAUAUAUAUAUAUUAAACUUUCUUUAACUAAACUCUGUAACUAUGGGAAUUAUUUUCUUUACAUAGUUGCGCACACGUAUAAAUAUAUAUAUAAAAAAAUAUAUAUUUUUCUUUUACCACCUACUCCUAGCUUUUUGUUUUCAAUAAAAAUACGAAUUAGAAUUUACCUUCCUUAAUCACGUGAAGUCAAAUGGGCUGUGGUGGCUGGGCAAAAAAGUCCAGGGAAUUAUUAGUUACAAGAAAAAAAAAAAAACACGUGCAAGUUCUCCUCUUUUCUACGGAAUUUCAGGUGUUUGUCUCUUUUUGUUUUUCUUUGUAAUCUGCAUGUCUUAACCAAAGGGAGAAUUCAGAGUCAACGAUACAUUUUAUUUUUCUGUAUAUGUUCAUCUUGGAUUGCAUAGGUGCGAGAUCUUCCAUUUGCGAAGCACAAACUUCUGUGCAGAAUGUUAUAAAUAUGUCGUAGCAAAACAUGGAACUACCUUCAGUAAUGAAAUCCUCUCUCAUAUGAUGUGGUACCUGCCAUUGCUUAUCUGAAGCUGAUUGUUCAUGAGGGGGAUGUACUUAUGGCAGUCACACAACCAAAUUUGCUUUGGUUUGUAAAGAAUUAUUGACACUAUCCAUUCCAUUUGUUAGAAAGAGGAGAACAGCUAAUAAACUUCAUUGUAC
Molecule: messenger RNA, 4768 nt
Organism: Coturnix japonica (Japanese quail)
Lineage: Eukaryota; Metazoa; Chordata; Aves; Galliformes; Phasianidae
Gene: DLG1
Product: discs large MAGUK scaffold protein 1
Biological process (GO): regulation of postsynaptic membrane neurotransmitter receptor levels; establishment or maintenance of epithelial cell apical/basal polarity; receptor localization to synapse
Cellular component (GO): neuromuscular junction; postsynaptic density membrane; neuron projection
Molecular function (GO): ionotropic glutamate receptor binding; protein kinase binding
Source: RefSeq, a predicted model, not a curated record